AUGUUCAAAAUUAACAUUCUGCAGCCGAUGUCAGCAGAAACGCGGCGCAGACCGAAUAUUCUGAUCACUGGUACUCCCGGCACAGGCAAAUCGACGCUGGCACAGGAAGUGGCGAGUCGAUUACAGUUCGACACAAUUGACGUCGGAAAGGAAGUCCGAGAACAUGGGUUAGUUGAAGAUUUCGAUCCACGACUCAAUUGUCAUGUACUUGACGAGGAGAAGUUGUUAGACCAUAUGGAGGACCGAAUGAAUAGCGAUGCAGGUGGUGUUGUAGUAGAUUACCAUGGUGUUGACUUUUUCCCCGAAAGAUGGUUUGACAUAGUUGUUGUCUUGCGAUGUUCGAAUACGUUGUUAUAUGAUCGCCUCGCACAAAGAGGAUAUGAUCCUACCAAGAUCAAAGAGAACAUUGAAUGCGAAAUCUUCGGAUCACUGCUCGAAGAGGCACGCGACUCGUACAAACACGAAAUUAUCCAUGAGUUGCAGUCUGAAACAGUUGACCAAAUGCAUGCCAACAUAGACUAUAUUUUUUUGGCUGGAUCUACUCUUGCGUACCGUCAGAUGUGUCAAAUGUGGCAACGCAUUCGAUAUGGAGUUCGAUGGAAACCUGCGGAACGCUUCGCUCUUGCUGCGCGUGCUCUGGAUUUGAAGAGGGUAAAGUCAGUCGACAUUUCACUGGAUCCAUUUCACAGCGGAAACGAGUCGAUAAGAAGAUUUUGGCACAGCAUUAUGAGUCCGAAGGUUCGGUUGACGAACCCAACCCUUAAGGUAUCAGCUGAAGUGCGCAACGAUCGAAAACCUCCAUUCUUCAUUGCCACCUUAGAUAAUGGAAAGAAGCUGCAUUUCAAAACUGACAAUAUGCCAGUCACGGAUCUUAUCAUGCGAUUUAACAAGCUGUUAGGAAAUCCUGAGCUGGGCAAGUCCGGAACCAGGCCGCGACCGAAUGCUUGA
Haemonchus placei is the source of this 948-nucleotide messenger RNA. The record is from the annotation of a GenBank genome assembly. NCBI's taxonomy places the organism in Eukaryota, Metazoa, Nematoda, Chromadorea, Rhabditida, Trichostrongylidae.